AUGCCUGUGAAACGUGGACUAUCUGCAGACGUUGAUGGCGUGAGCCCCCGCCAGGAAAUAAGCACAAGGACGGUCUCCCUGUGGUCCUACGUCAAUAGCCAGCUCGAUGAAUUCAGCAACCCUUUCUACGUGAAUUACGAACACCACGUCCUGUACCCUGUUGCCAGCCUAAGCCACUUGGAAUUUAAUUUUCCCAAUGUUUUUGCCUUGCAGGAGAUCCUGGCAACAGUGAAAGGUUUAACUGAAAAGAUGGGAGGAAAAGACUCUUCUGAGCCCAGCCUGGGAAAUGGCCCUUCCUUCAUUCAAGCCAAGCCUAGAGGAGCAUUCGAGGAGAGAGCCACCCAGAAGAGCCUGCCGGAGGAAGUGCUCACUCCAGAUUUAUGCCGCCAGCAAUUCAGGGACUUUGGCUACAGGGAGACGUUGGGACCUCGGGAGGUUUGCAGCCAGCUGCACCUUCUCUGCCGCCAGUGGCUCCAGCCAGAAAGACGCACCAAGGGGGAGAUGUUGGACUUGGUGGUCUUUGAGCAGUUCCUGGCACUCCUUCCCUCGGAGAUGUCGUCCUGGGUGAGAGAAUGUGGGGCAGAGACCAGUUCCCAGGCGGUGGCCCUGGCAGAAGGCUUCCUCCUGAGUCAGGCAGAGAAGAAGCAGGAAGAGGAGAUGGAUUUGUGUCUGGAACGGAUCCCUGAGGCAGGUCAGUGUUUUUCUGAAUCCAGUCAAAGGCAGCAGCUAAGGUGGAGGAUGGAGGACAGCGAAGGAAAGUCUCCCUCAAUGAGAGAGGGAACAAGGACUGGGUCUAUAAGCAUAAGUGCAUCUCUUCCUCAAGAUGAAUUCAGAACAGAAUCUACAGGAGUACAUCAGGUGACUUUUGAGGAGGUGGCUGUGGAUUUCACAGAAGAAGAGUGGGCUCUGUUGGACGCAGGCCAAAGGGCCCUUCAUCAGAAGGUGAUGGAGGAGAAUUUGGAAAUCCUGUCCUCUCUGGGAAGCACUUGUGGAGACAGUUCCUUGUCAAAAUUACAACUUCUGACAGAACAAAGUCCCAAAACAGCUGAAGAAACCUCAGAGCAUUUGAAGGACCAAGAGGCCUUCCCCUCCUGUUACCAAUCAGAUCACACAGAGGAGAAACUAUUUCAUUGUUGGGUGUGCGGAGAGGGUUUCCUUUUGAAGAAUGACCUCCUUUGUCACCAAGCCACUCACACUGGAGAGAAAUCGUUUAUAUGUGCAGUGUGUGGGGAAAGUUUCAGCUGGGAGUUAUACUUCAGUCAUCAUCAUGUAGCUCACACAAGGGAGAUGCCGUUUCAAUGCCUGGAGGUUGGAAAAGGCUUUAUUCCGAAGGCAGACCUCACUCGGUAUCCAGCAUCUCACACUGGGGAGAAACCAUUCAAAUGCCUGGAGUGUGGAAAAAGUUUCACUCAGAAGACCUCCCUCACCUAUCAUCAAGCCACUCACAAUGGGGAGAAGCUCUUUAAAUGCCUGGAGUGUGGGAAAAGCUUUAUUCGGAAGGCAGAUCUGACUCUUCAUGAAACGACUCACAGCGGGAAGAAACCAUUUCAGUGCUUGGUGUGCGGGAAAGGUUUUAUCCAGAAGAUAGAUUUGACUCGUCAUGAAACAAUUCACAGCGGGGAGAAGCCAUUUCAGUGUCUCGAAUGUGGGAAAAGCUUCACUCGGAGGAUAGAUCUGACUCGCCAUGAAACAAUUCACAAUGGGGAGAAGCCAUUUCAGUGCCUGGAGUGCGGGAAAGGUUUCACUCAGAAGGCGCACCUCUUUCGGCAUCAAGCAUCUCACUCUGGAGAGAAACCCUUCCAAUGUCCAGAGUGUGGGAAAAGUUUCAGUCACCAGGUAUACCUUGCCCGUCAUCAAACAAUACACACAGCGGAGAGACUGUUCACAUGCUUGGAGUGUGGGAAAGGAUUUUUCCGGAAGCACGACCUCACUCAGCAUCAAAGAACCCACAGUUUGGAGAAGCCAUUUCAGUGCCUGGAGUGUGGGCAAAGUUUCACUCGGAAGACAUCCCUCACCUAUCAUCAAGCCGCUCACAGCGGGGAGAAGCCAUUUCAGUGUCUGGAGUGUGGGAAAAGCUUUAUUCGGAAGAUAGACCUGACUCACCAUGAAGCAGUUCACACUGGGGAGAAACCCUUCCAGUGCCUGGAGUGUGGGAAAAGUUUCCCUCAGAGGAGACACCUCACUCAUCAUCAAGCAGUUCACACUGGGGAGAAACCCUUCCAAUGCCUGGAGUGCGGACAGAGUUUCCUUCGGAAGGCAUCCCUCACCUGUCACCAAGCCACCCACAGCGUGGAGAAGCCAUUUAAAUGCCUGGAGUGUGGGAAAGGCUUCAAUCGGAAGACAUGUCUUGUUCGUCACUACGCAACUCACUCAAAGCAGAAACAGAUGACGGUCUUACAUGACAUUCAAAAUCCAUAGCAAUGAGAAACCGUUGAUAGGUUUAGAGUCUGAAAGGUGUUUCACUAAUGACUCUCUCAGAAUGGCUCCUAUGUAAGAAUACAUCUAUCUAUAUAAAUAAAAAUGUAAUGUUUGUUUGUGGGAUUAACAGAA
This is a messenger RNA of Anolis sagrei ordinatus, 2550 nucleotides long. NCBI's taxonomy places the organism in Eukaryota, Metazoa, Chordata, Lepidosauria, Squamata, Anolidae. The record is from RefSeq and is a predicted model, not a curated record.